ACAUUCCCUCAGCCUUUGGCACUCACGUCGAACCCGGUGUGGUGCCGGGUCCUCCCAGCUUCUGAGGCAGCCGCGGCGGCCGUCUGUGCCUCCUCCUCCUCCUCUUCUUCCUCACUGUCAUCAUGGCCUUCAGUUACCAGUACGUGACUCCCGAGCAGCUGGCCGGCUUCGAUAAAUACAAGUACAGGGCCGUGGAUACCAAUCCGCUCUCUUUGUAUGUUAUGCACCCAUUUUGGAAUACUAUAGUAAAGAUUUUCCCUACAUGGCUGGCUCCGAAUUUGAUAACCCUAUCAGGGUUUCUGUUGCUUAUAUUCAAUUUCUUACUUAUGGCCUACUUUGAUCCUGACUUUUUUGCAUCAGCACCGGGUCAUAAGCACGUACCUGGCUGGGUUUGGACUGUAGUGGGCGUCCUUAACUUUGUUGCUUACACUCUAGAUGGUAUUGAUGGAAAGCAAGCUCGUAGAACCAACUCCAGCACCCCUUUAGGAGAAUUAUUUGAUCAUGGACUAGACAGUUGGUCAUGCAUUUACUUUGUAGUGACUGUAUAUUCCAUCUUUGGACGGGGAACAACGGGUGUCAGUGUUGUUGUUUUAUAUAACAUCUUAUGGAUAGUCUUGUUUUCUUUCAUCCUGUCCCACUGGGAAAAGUAUAAUACAGGAGUUCUCUUCUUGCCAUGGGGAUAUGACUUUAGCCAGGUGACUAUUUCUAUUGUCUACAUAGUGACUGCGAUUGUGGGAGUUGAGGCCUGGUAUGAACCUUUCCUGUUUAAUUUCUUAUAUAGAGACCUAUUCACUGCAAUGAUUAUUGGAUGUGCAGCAUGUGUGACUCUGCCGAUGAGCUUAUAUAACUUUUUCAAGGCCUACAAAAAUAACACCUUGAAGCACAGUUCCAUCUAUGAAACAAUGCUGCCCUUUGUUUCUCCGUGUUUGCUUUUCAUUCUGAGUACAAGUUGGGUCCUCUGGUCGCCAUCAGAUAUUUUAGAGAGACAUCCUAGACUCUUCUACUACAUGGUUGGAACAGCUUUUGCCAACAUCACAUGUCGCCUUAUCGUGUGUCAGAUGAGCAACACAAGAUGCCAAAGUUUGAAUUUGUUCCUUGUACCAUUGGCCCUUGUCGUUCUUUUGGUGUGCUUACAAUUACCUCCUCAUGUGGAACCCAUUCUUCUGUACUUACUAAGCAUUAUUUUUACUUUGGCACAUGUCCAUUAUGGAAUACAAGUGGUAAACCAGUUGAGUAACCACUUUAAGAUUCUGCCCUUUUCAUUAAGAAAACCAAGCUCAGAUUGACUAGAAGUGGAAGAAGAGAAAAUUGGCCUGCAAUCUACAGAAGUACUGUAAAUAAGAUGCUUGUAAAUACUCCAACCAUCACCAUAGAACUAAACUUAUCCACUUGACAGAAAUGGAGACUAAAUGUAUGUGGUACAUGGAUGACAAGGUUGAAGCAUAUAUAAUCUGGACUCCUAUAAUUCCUGUCCAUCUCACUCCCAUUUAUCAUUAUACAUGUAUUUUAUGGGGGAGGGGAGGACCAGGUGACCUUUUUGGUUAAACAGUGUACAUUAGACCAGCAUAAUGUUCCAAGUGAUUUCAACUUCAUAAGUCCAUGCUUUUUUGGUUCAUAUAGGUUAUGUUUUUGUCUUGGCUUGAUUUUAAAAUAGAGAAGCUGGUUUAGGAACACUGACAACAUUCAUAAGAACACAAUGUGUUUUCAUAUUCGGUGAUUUGUUAAUAGGUCUUACCUAUCUGUGGAAACUAUCAAUAUCCUACUUCUAUCUACCCAGGGAGAGAUAAGCCACAAAAGCAAUUCACCUUCAGCAGAAGAUGCCAAAUUACUACAGAAGAAUCUAACCCUGAGUCACUUUUAUAACUGCCAAAUACUGGCUUCUCAUUUCCAUGGAAAUGCCUUUGUCUUCACAUGCUGAGAGAUCUGACAUGAAUUUGAUUGCCUGAUGUCCUCGCACUCUUUAUUCUGGAGUAGAUCUUGGCAAAUGGUUUUACUGUUUUUGUUUUAUAUUAAAGUAUCUUGUGGGGGCUCAGAAGUGAAUAGGGUUUUAGUUAGAAUUCAUUCGUAUGGCUUCUUUUGAAUUUUUACCCUCCAGUUACAAGUUGUUCAAAUAGUUUUACAGGAUGAGUUCUUGUCGCCUCAAUUGUAAGAGUACAUUUGACAUUCUCAGUCUAGUGGUACAAUUACUUUUUGUGAGGAAUGUAGAUAAAAUAUCUUUUAAGAGAAAGUCACUUUGGGAUUGGGAAGUAUAUCAAUUUUAGGAUGUGAUUAUUCUUCUGAGACCUGUCUCAUAAAUUCUAGGCCAUUCUUGAAUUUUUUUCUCUUUUUGGGGGGUUUGGGGGAGAGUGGGGGAGGAUGGAUUUAGUUUUUUGUUUUUCCUGCUUCCCCAACUUGUAAAAAACAUGACACAUUUGCCUUAUUGAGCAUACAUUCUCUUUACAAUAGCUUGCAGUAACUUAUAAAGUUUACUUUUGAAAAUAAAAAAAAAUUCCUUUACCUUUAUUAUAAUUAAUUGUUUGAUAGGUCACAUCUUUUUCAUAGAUGUGAUUAUUUUUUACUUUUUUAUCCUUUAAUUUUAUUGUAUUUUAGUUUGGUGGUGGUGAGAGUUACAUGCUAAUUUUCUUUGAUUUUUUUUUUUCUACUGAAUGCAGUUUGUGCUUGAAUGAAGAGUGUGUCUUAAACCCUUUUUAUGGACAGGCUGCACUUGGAAAGAAUAAGCACAACCAUGUUCAUAUGUAUUUAAAAAAAUGAGAAACCAUUAUUUAUCAAUGAAUAUUUGACCAUAAGCUUAGUUACAGUGUUUUCCUUUUGAGGUUUAAAAUCUGCUACUUUGAAAAAAAUAACUGCGUAAUAUUUAAUUUUUUAAAUUUGUAAAUUCUAAUCAUUGUCACAUAGGUUAUUAGAAAUGUGAAGUCUAGGAGCCAACUGAUGGUUCCUUUAAGUUUCAAAAAAUAUGUUUGUGGGAUUUAUGUAUUGUGUAUUCUGUGACUUCCUCUGAGUCAAAAGGAGUAAAAAUGUUCAUCACAAAUAGAAAAAUCGAUGCAGGCAAAA
Trichosurus vulpecula (common brushtail) is the source of this 3051-nucleotide messenger RNA. It is a transcript of the gene SELENOI, whose product is annotated as selenoprotein I. Lineage: Eukaryota; Metazoa; Chordata; Mammalia; Diprotodontia; Phalangeridae. Gene Ontology annotation, biological process: phosphatidylethanolamine biosynthetic process. Gene Ontology annotation, molecular function: ethanolaminephosphotransferase activity. Gene Ontology annotation, cellular component: endoplasmic reticulum membrane; Golgi apparatus. The transcript is spliced from 10 exons. Bases 123 to 1286 code for a protein of 387 amino acids. The record is from RefSeq and is a predicted model, not a curated record.